GCUUGUGUCAGUUUUGAUCCUUUUUUUUCAGUGCUCUGUUACUGCUAUAUGAUGAAUUGAACCUAAGUUAAGACAUAUCAAAUUAUAUUUCAUCUUAGAUUAGUUUCCCUUUCUGGUUUUCUUCAAUAUAAAACAGGUUCUUUUCUGAUUUGUGAAGAGGAGAUAUGGUAUCAGUUAAUGCUAUUGCUUCUCUUUUCGUUAAUUACACGAUAGGAAUACACCAUUUGCUUACUCUUUCCUCUCUAAAAUUUCAAAAAGAUUGACCUUUUCAAGAUACUACUAUUUUGUUGUGAUUAGUUUGAAAAGUCUGCCUAAAAGAAUUUGUUUUUUUCCCCGUGUCUCACCUUUGAAAAAGUAAAGGGGUUUGCCCUAGAGAGGGACUAGAGCAUUUUGGAUUUACUGCAUAUGAAAGUAGGAAAAUGCUGUUGAGUAACAGGAAAUUAUUGUGCACCAAGGUGUGACCUAGUCAAUAAAGUGGGUUGAAAAUACUCAAGAUUAUUCUUGUGUCCAAGCCUUAGUGGACAGAGGUAGCAAAUACUUCGCAGAAUUGGUCAAGGUGCGCGCAAGCUACCCUGAACACCAUGGUUUAGAAAGGAAAAAAAAUAACAGGAAACUACUUUGAUGCUAAAAUUUGUGGAUUUUUCCUCAAGAUUUCUAGUUUUUUUGAAUUGGGAAUUUCUGGAAGUAACCUCUUUUCGGCUUCCAAAUGGAAUGUUGAUAGAGCUUUGCUUUGUUCAUGUGGGUGGUUCUUUUGGUCAAGGAAGGGAAAAUGGAAGAGCAAGUGGAGGGGAAAGUUGACAAUAGCAUAUUUUCUUUCCUUCGUUUGAAUUGAGGAGUAGCAAAAAUUAUGUUACUCUUUUAUCAUUGACAUUCAACUAUAUUUGGUACUGAGCCCAAAAGGAAAGAACUCUUCUUCUUUUUUCGUCUUCAAUGCAAAUCAAACAAGGGAGACAAUUUUUUGGAAUUUCCUUUUUCUUUACUUCCUAAAUAUUUGGAACUAUGAGAAUGGACUAACGAAUUUUUCAUCAGUGUUCUGUAUGCUAGUUCCGCAGAUAACACUAUGACUAGGUGAAAUUUUAUAAUAGUAGUUUCAAGUAAUUAUGAAUAUAAUUGGAGAGGUGGUUUUGGUUAGUUUAGUAUCGGAGUAAUUUUUUACUACUUCAUCCUGUUAAACCUUAUGAAUUCUUCAAUUGGCAUUCUUAGAAGUUCUCUUUCUUGUAGUAAGUUUUAUCACAUCUACUUUCACAUAUUGUUGAAAAAUAAACGAUGAAAACAAUGCAAUGAAAUAGUAAUCUGCAGUAGCAAGAAUUUAUUGAUGUGUUUUGUUAAUUUCUUUUCUUCUAUUGUUUUGAAGGGUCUCGGAAUAAUACUUUUGUAAGCUUUUUGUGAGUUUGCAAGUCGGUGUUUCCACAAUCUUGAAUUUACUUUCUGUGAUUCCAACUGUUCCAUGUUUAAAUCACUGGAUUUGCUUGUGAUUUCUGUAGCCAGUUGCUAAAAGGGCAGCUUCUAUUCCGAGGUUCAAGAAUGGCACUUGUCUACAAAUGAAAUUGGCAUACAACAACUUGGCGCCAAUACUUCUGUUCUUGCUCCAGUGGAUGGAUUUCUCAUGCACAUGCUUACUUCCAAGUUAUCUCAAUCUCUUCCACAUAGUUGUAUACAAGGUUAGCCCCAAUAGCAAGAAGAAGAUUCCUUCAGAUGGGAGGAAAGCAAGCAUUAGAGAAUUCUAUGCGGUUUUAUUACCAUAUCUCCAGCGCUUACAUGAUAGCUCAUCAGAACAGGAUAGUAGACAAGACGAACCUCAAGUUUCAGAAACGAUUCCUGGGAAGAAAGUACAAGAGCAAAAGCAUUUUGAUGCUGAUCUAGAAAAAGAAAAUGAAUGUGGGAUCUGCUUAGAACCGUGCACCAAAGUAGUUUUGCCAAACUGCUGUCAUGCCAUGUGCAUUAAUUGCUAUCGUGACUGGAACUUAAGGUCCGCGUCCUGCCCAUUUUGCAGAGGAAGCCUCAAAAGAGUGAACUCAGGGGAUCUGUGGGUUCUGACAGGCAAUAGCGACGUCGUUGACCAGGCAACUCUUUCAAAUGAGGAAAUGUUGCGUUUCUAUCUUUACAUAAACAACCUGCCUAAAGAUAUUCCAGAUGCGCUGUUCCUAGUUUAUUACGAAUAUCUGAUAUGAUUUAACUUCUGAACUAAUUAAGAUGUUUGAUAUUAGAAGUUUAACAUGCCGACCAAAGCCUGUGGAUAGAGUCCGGUAAGCCCUCUAAUUCCUUCAUUUGUCAUUCAUCCAAAACAUUUAUUGUUAACUUUGAGCUGAAUAACUGCAUCCUUACCGUAAUUUGUAAUAGACAUUGAAGUCAGUAAAGAGACUGUUACCUCACUUU
Messenger RNA from Lycium barbarum (goji berry), 2376 nucleotides. RefSeq names its product E3 ubiquitin-protein ligase AIRP2-like. The record is from RefSeq and is a predicted model, not a curated record. NCBI's taxonomy places the organism in Eukaryota, Viridiplantae, Streptophyta, Magnoliopsida, Solanales, Solanaceae. The transcript has 5 exons. Bases 1542 to 2171 code for a protein of 209 amino acids. Gene Ontology annotation, molecular function: ubiquitin protein ligase activity. Gene Ontology annotation, biological process: protein ubiquitination.